AUGACCCAGCAGGGGCAGGCCAUCCUCUCCCACCCCGUCAGCACCACCAGCCUGGGGGCCUCGGGCCAGCCAGAGUCGCGGGGCGAUGCGGGCGGGCCGGAAGUGAGCUCCCAGGCGGCGCCGCCGCCGGCGCAGCAGCUGGCGACAGCAGCGCCGCCGGUGGUGCGGCCGCUGCGCCUGCCGCCGCCGCCACCCAAUGGGCGGCCGCCGCUGCCGCGCGGCGCGCCGCCCUCCUCGGCCACCUCCAGCCGCGCCUCGUCGCCGCGCAGCGCCGUUUCGGCGCAGCCCAGCCUGCAAACCCUCAACAUGGCCCGCCUGGCGCAGUACAGAGCCGCCUCGCGCACCUUCAAGCCUGAUGCCCAGCCGCGCAAGGGGCUGUCCACCGGCGACGUGGUGGCCCUGCGGGCGCACGGCAAGCUCUUGGCGGUGACGGAGCUGAGCAGCGAUCCCGCAGAGGCCAGCACCGUGCACUUUGGCCUGCAGCCCUCGGAGCAGGCAGACGCCAGCGACAAGCACACGCACCUGGAGGGCAAGUGGGUGGGCUUCCGCUCCGCCGCCGCCGGCGACCGCUUCCUGCAGGCCCGCAAGCGCAGCCCCAACCGGCUCGUCUUCUUCAGCCAGAACGUGGGCACCUGGGAGCAGUGGGAGGUGGCGGCGGGGGCCCCCGACCCCGACGCCUGCGACUGGUCCGCCCUCUCGCUGGCCCUGCGCCACCGCCGCCUGCCCCAGUUUGAGCUGGCUGUGGAGGUGGUGCGGGUGGGCACCUACACCCUGCCCCCCAAUGCCGCCCUCACGCCCCGCACGCUGCUCCCGGCCGCCGACGCGCUGGGCGGCGCGGCGGCGCUGGCGGGCGACGCCGGCGCCGACGAGGAGCCCGGCUUGGAGCGGCGCGAGCUCAAGCGCAUGUCUGGCGUGCUGGUGCAUGAGUGGUUGCACUAUGUGGAUCAGGAGAAGGCGGCGCGGCUGGCCAUCGAGGCCCGCCUGGCGCAGAUGGCGGAGGAUGCGGCGGGGCUGCGAGACUGGGCUGUCAUGCAGGUGGACAGCGUGCGGCGUGAGAUGGGGGAGGAGGUGGAGGCGCUCCUGGAGGCGGUCAGGCGCAAGAGCGCCAAGCUGGCAGAUGCCGAGGUGCGGCUGACGGGGCGGCUGCGCUGGGGCGUGGCCAUGAUCCAGGCCAAGAGCGAGAUGGGCAUCAAGCGCCAGACGUUCAUGUGGUGGAGGUGGAUCGCCGCCCGCCGGCGCUACUGCCGCCACGUGGAGUCCAAGCUGGCGCAGCGCAGCGACCUGCGCCUGCUGGGCAGGGCGGUGCAGGGCUGGGCGCAGUGGCGGGAGGCGCAGGCGGCGGUGCAGGCGCGGCUGCGUGCCGCAGUGCGCCGCAUGUACCUGGUCAAGCUGCACCACGCCUUUGCAGCCUGGAGGAACCUGGUGGCCUGCAAGCGGCAGCAGCAGGAGGACCAGGCGGCGCUGGUGGAGGCAGUGUGCCAGCACGUGCAGCGCUGGCGCCUGCGCCGCCUGCUGCGCGCCUGGCAGCAGCAUGCGGCGGGCUGCGGCGCCGGGCGGCAGCUGCUGGAGCGCAUGGCCUGUGCGGCGCAGCGCCGCGAGGUGGCCUCUGCCUUUGCCGCAUGGAGCGCCCACACGGCGCGGCAGCGGGAGCGGCUGGCCGCCUUCUGCUCCUCGGCUGCGACGCGGCGUGCACAGCGUGCGCAGCGUGGCGCUUUCCACGCCUGGCGCCUACAGGUGGAGGACGAGCGCGGCGCCUGCCUGCAGCUGCAGCACGCGCGCCAGGUGCUGGCGCGGCGCCGCCUCCACGCCGCGCUGCGCGGCUGGCAGGACUGGCGGCGGCAGCGCGCCGACCGCCGUGCCCGCUGGGACGCCACCAUCGCCUACAUGGUGCAGCGGGGCGCAGCGCUGCGCCUGGACGCCGCCCUGGCUGCCUGGCAGGAGCACGUGGCGCAGCAGAAGGAGCGGCGGGCGGUGUUCUACAACGCAGUGCAGCACCUGGCGCUGCACCGGAUGGCGCUGGCGCUGCGUGGCUGGCAGUACGUGGCGGCCUGGCACCAGCACGUGCGCGCGGCGGUGGAGACUGCGGUGGCACGCGUGUCGCGCCGCGCGCUGGCGCAGGCCUGGGCUGCCUGGCAGGAGCGGGUGACGGAGCACCGGGUGGCUCGCCACCGCAUCGCCGUCUGCCAGCGGCGGCGCCAGCUGGGGCUGCAGCGCGGCGUGGUGGGCGCCUGGCGCCACGCGGCGGCGCUGGCCGGCGCCGAGCGGCAGAUCGUGCAGCUGUGCCAGAAGCGUGCCGACCGCAACAGGGUGGCGCUGGCGCUGGCGGCGCUGCAGGCCCACGCGGCCGAGGCGGCGGCGCGGCGGGAGCGCGGCCAGCUGGCGGUCAGCUGGUACGCCGAGGCGCUGCAGGCGCGGGCGCUGGCUGCCAUGGGCGAGGCUGUGGCGCGGCGGCGCCGCUUCGAGCAGCAGCUGGUGGCGGUGGCGCGGUCGGUGCAGCUGGGGCAGGCGCGGGAGGCGUUUGCUGGCUGGCGCGCCGCCGCCGCCCUGUCAACCUCCAAGGGCCAGCUGCAGCAGGCGGAGCAGAGCGUGGCGGAGCGGCAGCUGGUGGCGGCGGCGCAGAGGCGCAUCGCCCGCAUCCGCCUCGCCGCAGCGCUGUCCGGCUGGCGCCAGCACAGCGCCGACCUGGCGGCCGCGCGGCAGGCGGCAGCGCAGCGUGGGGCGGCGCGGGGCACCGCCCUGCUGCAGGGCUGCCUGCUGGCCUGGGCUGGCCACGCUGCGCAGCGGGCACGGCAGCAGGCUGGCAUGGCGCAGCUGGUGGAGCAGCGCGCGGCCUGGCUCACGCUGAAUGUGGCGCACUCCUGGCGCGCCUAUGCGCAGCACAGGCGGCAGCGCCGCGCUCAGCUGCACCACGCCGUGCGCAAGCUGGCGGGCGUGUGCCAGCGCCACGCCUUUGCGGCCUGGCGCCAGGAGGCGGCCUGGCGGCGCGCCGAGGCGGCCCGCCUGGCAGCUCUGGAGCGCCGGGUAGCUCGCCGCUCUGCAGCCCUGGGCCUGGCCGCAGCCUUCCGCGGCUGGCGCAGCCACGCGGGCGCCCUGGCGUCGGCGCGGGCCGUGGUGGAUGCAAAGGUGGCUGCCGAGGGCGGCGUGGUGCGGCGCCACGUGCUGGCCGCCUGGCGCAGCGCCAGCGAGGCGCAGGCGGCGCGGCACGCCCACAUCCUGCGCGUCUGCGUGGCGCGCCGCUGCGCCUCGCUGCAGUCACGGGGCCUGGUCACCUGGCUGCUGUUUGCGCAGCGCCAGGCCCACAACCGUGAGGCGGUGGAGGUGAUGGUACACCGCAUGGCGCGCCGCCUCAUGCACGCCGCGCUGCUGACCUGGCGCCAGGCGGCGCAGGAGCGGCGCGUGCGGCGCAUCGCCAUGGCACGCUUCAUCCAGCCCGCCUUCAUGCGCUCCUCGACGGAGGGGCAGCAGCAUUCGGAGGGCGGCGGCGGCGGCGCCUUUGGCGGCGCCUACAGCGGUGGCAGCCUGGGGUAUGGCGGCAGCCUGGCCCUGCCCCAGCUGCCCCCCCGCGAGCCGCUCAGCAGCCGGCUGGCGGCGGCGGCGGCGGCGCACGGCUCGGAAGGCUCGGCCGGCGGCGCCGCCGCGCCGCAGCCCGCGGGCCUGGGCGGCGCGCCGCUGGCGCCGCUGCGCGAGUACGCCGCUUGGGCGCUGCACGGCAAUGCCAUGCUGGAGCCGGUGCCAGAGGUGGCGGAGAGCCCCUACCAGGCACGCAGCCACGGCGGCGCCGCAUCCAGCGCCGCCUCCACAGCCCUGCCCGGCUCCCCGCUCACCCCGGCCUCCGCCUUUGCCGCCGGAGGCUCGCCCCUGCCCGGCAGCGGCGCGGCGGCGCAACAGCUCAGCCCCGGCGGCCUGUCCGCCGCCGCCACCCCUGGCCCCGGAGGGCUGUCGCCGUUGGCCGCCGCCGCCACCCCCACCUACAGCCUGGGCUCUGCGGCCGGCAGCCAGGCGGGGUCUGCGCGCCGCUCGCCCCUCAGCCUGGCCGGCACCCCCCAGCCCGACUUUGGCCUGGGCGGCGGCGAGGGGUGGGGUGGGUCGCCCUCGUCGGGCGCGCACCUGGCGCACGCCCCCACCCCGCUGGGCCUGCAGGGACGCUACGAGAUCCGACAGUUCAGCGCUGGCACCGACUACCUGGCUCCCGCCGCCCCUGCCGCAUACAGCACGCCGCUGGCGGCCCAGAAGACGCCGCCGCCGGGGCUGGCCGAGCUGCAGGGCGACUACAGCAUCCAGCGCCUGCAUGCCGCGGCCGAGGAGGAUGGGCGCCACCUGGCGGCGCAGGCCACGCCGCCCCACCCAGACGCCGCCUACGCCUCCCUCAUCGCCGCCUACCCUGGCAGCCUGUCCGCGGCAAAGACGCCGCUGCUGCACAUCAACCCGCUGGCGAUGUGA
This is a messenger RNA of Chlorella variabilis, 4440 nucleotides long. RefSeq lists its product as hypothetical. The transcript is spliced from 15 exons. Gene Ontology annotation, molecular function: phosphatase binding. The coding region runs from base 1 to 4440 and encodes 1479 amino acids. The record is from RefSeq and is a predicted model, not a curated record. NCBI's taxonomy places the organism in Eukaryota, Viridiplantae, Chlorophyta, Trebouxiophyceae, Chlorellales, Chlorellaceae.